AUGCAAUGUGGGGACGCCCCAUGGGGACACGCUGUGAGGACAUGCGGGGAAACCCCGUGGGCACGACGCAUAGUGGCACCCCCUGGGAGCACCCGUGGCUUUGGGUGGGGGGAUCCUAGCCACAGGGAACCCCACCAUGGACCCCCACCUUAGGGACCCCCAUGAGAGACCUUCCACUGUCACCUCGAUGUGGGGAACCCCAUCACAGGGACCCCCGCCCUGCCUGCCCGUCCCGUUGUUUGUGGGACAUCCCCAUGGGUGAGCCAUGCUGUCGGGAGCCAUUCCCCCCACCCGUGGUCCCAAAAAGCCCCCAGCUUCGUACUGCCCCCCCCCCAGGAACAGCAAACCCCGGAACCGGCCGUCCUUCCGGCAGAUCCUGCUGCACCUCGACAUCGCCUCUGCCGACGUCCUCUCCACCCCACAGGAGACCUACUUCAAAUCCCAGGCGGAGUGGCGUGAGGAGGUGAAGCUGCACUUUGAGAAGAUCAAAUCGGAGGGGACGUGUCUGCACCGCCUGGAGGAGGAGCUCAUCAACCGGCGGCGAGAGGAGCUGCGGUGCGGGGCUGGAGGGAUGU
Phasianus colchicus (ring-necked pheasant) is the source of this 575-nucleotide messenger RNA. The record is from RefSeq and is a predicted model, not a curated record. NCBI's taxonomy places the organism in Eukaryota, Metazoa, Chordata, Aves, Galliformes, Phasianidae.